GAAAAUAAGCAUGAGGAGAAGGUCCAGGAUCCUGACAGAGGGGAGGACAAGACCAAGGCAGAGAUGGGGAGCAAAACCUGGGCAGACCUGGCUGGGGAGAUGAAGAUGUUCCUGUGGAACCCGGAGGAGAGAACAUGCCUGGGGAGAACAGCCAAGAGCUGGGGUUUGAUCUUACUGUUUUACUUCAUUUUCUAUACGUGCCUGGCAGGAAUGUUCGCCUUUUGCAUGUAUGUGAUGCUGCUCACGCUGAGCCCCUACACGCCCAGGUACCGGGACCGUGUGUCUCCACCAGGAGUAAUGAUCAGACCAUACUUGCAUGGGUUCACCAUUGCCUUCAAUGUCUCUCAGCCCAGCACAUGGCAACCCUACGUGGACAGCAUGCACCACUUCCUAGCAGCUUAUGAUGACAAAGUUCAAGAGGAGAAGAAUAUCGAGUGUGUCUCAGGACAGUACUUCAUCCAAGGGGGCAAUGAAAGCGAGGAGAAGAAGGCCUGCCAGUUCAAGCGCUCACUGCUGCAGAACUGCUCUGGCAUUGAGGACCCAACGUUUGGCUACUCUAAAGGCCAGCCCUGCAUCCUUGUCUUGUUUUUGCAGAUCAUAGGCUACCGACCUGGUGCUGGGGUCCCUGUCAGCGUGGACUGCAAAGUGCAGAAAGGCAAUGAGAGCGAUCUCAGAUCGGUGGACUUCUACCCUGGAAACGGGACAUUUGAUCUCAUGUAUUAUCCCUACUAUGGCAAGAUCACUCAUGUCAACUAUACGUCCCCACUGGUGGCUAUGCACUUUACAGAUGUGAAGAAGAAUUAUUCGGUCCCUAUUCAGUGCAGUCUGAAUGGGAAAGGUAUUAUCAACGAUGCUAACAGAGACCGCUUCCUGGGCCGAAUCGUCUUCACACUCAGCAUUGGAAAGUAG
Molecule: messenger RNA, 909 nt
Organism: Fulmarus glacialis (Northern fulmar)
Lineage: Eukaryota; Metazoa; Chordata; Aves; Procellariiformes; Procellariidae
Gene: ATP1B4
Product: ATPase, Na+/K+ transporting, beta 4 polypeptide
Exons: 7
Biological process (GO): sodium ion transport; potassium ion transport; regulation of DNA-templated transcription
Cellular component (GO): sodium:potassium-exchanging ATPase complex; nuclear inner membrane
Source: RefSeq, a predicted model, not a curated record